Patella vulgata (common limpet) is the source of this 1640-nucleotide messenger RNA. RefSeq names its product sodium/potassium/calcium exchanger 2. The transcript has 4 exons. Gene Ontology annotation, molecular function: calcium, potassium:sodium antiporter activity; calcium channel activity. Gene Ontology annotation, cellular component: membrane. Bases 234 to 1640 code for a protein of 468 amino acids. The record is from RefSeq and is a predicted model, not a curated record. Gene Ontology annotation, biological process: calcium ion transmembrane transport; intracellular calcium ion homeostasis. Lineage: Eukaryota; Metazoa; Mollusca; Gastropoda; Patellidae.
AGUCAUAACAUUAUAACAACAUAACAACGCUUGGAUUCCUUAAAUGAAUGAUGAUGCACUGUAGGCCUAUUUGUCGUCAUAGUAUCCACAGUGUGACCAGACACUCUCAGAAUACUGGAAUAAUUUUCUUCUGUGCCAAAUCGUGAAACUAAAAGAAUCACCAGAAACUGGAUCUUCACCAAUAAAACCGUCAGAAAUUCCACUCUUACUUCAUAUUUGGAUCACAAAUCAUAAUGGCUAACAUGCGUUGGAAGUUACGAUCUGUAAUGGGACGGAGGUCAAGAUCUCUACGUUUAUUUGUGAUAACAGGAUUUUUGACUGUUGCUUAUCUUUUAACCUUGGGAACAGCAGCUUUUAGUGUUUUUCCUGCUGAAUUAGACCCAUAUGUUGGAUUAGAUUACAAUUACGUUUCACAACGUAAAUUAUUAAAUGUCAACGGAACAGCCGUAGAUACUCAAGGUGAAUACCCUAGAGAUCUUUUUAGCGAGUAUGAAAGAGAACACGGUGCCGUUAUUCUACAUGUUAUUGGUUUGAUUUAUAUGUUUGUUGCUCUUGCUAUUGUCUGUGAUGAAUUUUUUGUGCCAUCUCUCGGUGUCAUUAUAGAACGCUUGAACAUUUCUGAAGACGUUGCUGGUGCCACAUUUAUGGCUGCCGGUGGUAGUGCACCAGAACUAUUCACCAGUAUCAUUGGUGUCUUUUUUGCAAAAAGCAAUGUGGGUAUAGGAACAAUCGUUGGCUCUGCUGUAUUUAACAUUUUGUUUGUAAUAGGAAUGUGUGCGUUAUUUAGUCGGGAAGUUUUGACACUAACAUGGUGGCCUUUAUUUCGUGAUGUAUCAUUUUACAGUCUGGAUCUGAUAUUGUUGAUUGUUUUUUUUUACGACCAGAAAAUAAAGUAUUGGGAGGCGCUCAUCUUAUUUCUCUUAUAUUUUUGUUAUGUGACUUUCAUGAAAUUCAAUCAUAGAAUAGAAAAGGCUGUGAAGGGCUGUUUAAGGCGAUCAUCUUUAAAUAAAGUUCAAAGUACAGAUAGUCUAUUAAAUGAGAAACCAGAAAGAUCAUGCAGUUUACCUAUUCUUCAUGCAGGAGCUGGGAGAUUCCGCCAUGGUAUGUUACAACUCAUGAUUCAUACAAUAGAUCCAAUUGGAAACGGUGACACAACAAAACAUGAUGAUGAUGCAAUGCACAUGCAUGCAAUUGCAACCCUUCAAGUUCUGAAAGAUUCCAUCAAUGGCAUCCAAAAUGGUGCUUUUGAGAAAGGUGACAAGGACGGCAAUACCAAAAUACACGUCAUAUCAAACGGACAAGUUUCUCCUGACAGUAAUAAAAGUGGAGAGAUGAGAAAGAGUCCGUCUGCUAGUCAGGAAACUACCGUAACAAUGUUAGAGUCACCAGAAGAAAUGAGAGAAAAUGGCAAAGUGACAAGAAGGGAUGUCGAUAUUACCAUGAACAAUAAUAAGCCCAAUGAUGGUGAUUCGACAAGUGACUCCAAAUCAGAGGAUUCACCAAAUUUUGAGGAAGUUGAAGAACCUAUGGAUUUAUCGUGGCCAGAAACGUGUCGUGAAAGAUUUGUCUAUGUUUUGGUGGCUCCAAUUGUUUUUCUCUUGUGGAUAACUUUACCGGAUGUUAGAAGACCGGUAUGUUGA